AUGUCUUCCAAGACAAACAUUGCGCUCUAUGUGGAUGAGGACGCCCAGUUCAGCGUUCAGCGAGGAACUCAUCAUGAGGAUAUCGCCCCGAAUGAGCUCCUGAUCGAAACUCAUUAUUCUGGAGUGAACCCAGCAGAUGUUAAGCAUUCCACGCAACUCGGUAUUCGCGCAACAGUGAUCGGAUACGACUUCUGUGGUGUGGUUUUGAAGUCAUUUCCAGGCUCACAAUACAAGGAGGGAGACCUGGUUGCAGGAUAUACACCCUCUGGAUUAGGACGGCUGUUAAAAUACGGGGCUCAUCAGAGCUUUUUGGCGGUUCCAGAGGAUAUGAUAUUCAAAGUUCCUGACAAUCUUCCAGCCGCUCAUGCAGCAGCGCUUACGGUAGUCACAAUGACAGCUGCAGAUGCUCUCUAUAACCUAUUCAAGUUCCCUUUACCUACGAACCCCGGUAGCAUUUCAGCUCCAAUUCUUAUAUGGGGGGCUUCUGCGGGUGUUGGACAAGCCGCUGUUCAGUUUGCACGAGCCAGUGGCUACCAAAACAUAUUGGUCACAGCAAGCCCAGGUCGCCAUGAGGCUCUGAAAACUGUGGGAGCAACUCUCACCUUCGACUAUGCCUCGGCAACCGUAAUAACCGACAUCAUUUCAGCUGUUAAAGCAUUGGGUCAAGGGCCCAUCACUCAUGCCUUGGACGCUGCCGGAACAACGGGGUCUGCAGAUCUGAUGAUUCAAAGUGUCAGCGACUCGGUAUCUUUGGCAUCAGUAGUUUUACGCCCUGGUGGAAAAUUCCGGAUGCCAGUGGCUGGAACAAAAGAUGAUUGGAAGAUCCAUGUACCGGGCUCACCAGGCCCGAUGGCCAUUCCCGCCAGACCAGCGGACCAUUGGCGCUCUUGGGACGCUUUGAAAUGGGCUGUUGAUAACUAUGGUACAGCUUUCAAGCUCCUAUCUGUUGAUGUUCUUGAAGUUACAGGAGAGGAGGCUUUGGAGGCAACACAAGACGUUGCCAGCGGGAAGCGAGGCUUUGGAAAAGUUGUGUUCCGCCAUCCAUUAAAAUAA
Messenger RNA from Colletotrichum truncatum, 1053 nucleotides. RefSeq lists its product as uncharacterized. The record is from RefSeq and is a predicted model, not a curated record. Gene Ontology annotation, molecular function: oxidoreductase activity, acting on NAD(P)H. NCBI's taxonomy places the organism in Eukaryota, Fungi, Ascomycota, Sordariomycetes, Glomerellales, Glomerellaceae.